AUGACGGUGGCAGCCGCACCCAAGACUACAGCGCCGCGCGAAAGACUCAACUUUCGCCAGAUGAGACACGGGAUGAUUGCAGUCACGCGGCGGUAUCUCCGCGACGAGCUAGGCGAUACGGAGCCCAUGCGGAUUGCUGCAUCAGAGCUUCUGGCAGGACACUCGGUGCAAACAGGGAUGCAAGUGUACGGCGUGGACAAGUUCACGUUUGAGGGAGUGGACCACUCAACGGCAUAUUCCAUGCAGGAGGAGAUCUCCAAGCGGUGGAUACGGUGGUUGGGGCUUGAGAGCGAUCCGGAGGUGGUGUUGGCAGAUGCUCAGAAGCGGACGUUCAAUGGAGCGUAUGUCCACGACGAGCGCAGCGCAGAGGACCUGGUCAUGGCCGGCAAAGAGCUGUACGGUAGCGACUUUGUCUUUACGAGCAUUGAGCAGAGUAUGGCGUGUGUGGAUGGUAGGCCCAAGGUUGUCGCAGUCCAGGCCCCGACCGGGUUUGGCAAGACCCUGUUGUUUCAGCUUUCACUCAUCUGCCACGCACGGCGGAAUCAUGGCAUGGUGUCCUUUGUAUUUGUGCCGUACACAGCACUCCUCACGGGCACCAUCCAUAGACUCGGCGAGCGGGGCAAUCUGCGCGUGCAGACGGUCAAGCAACUGUUCGACGCGAACCCGAUUCAUAAUCACGCGUUCGAGGACGUAUAUGUGGGGACAUUCAACGACGCCGCGGACGAGCGGUUCAUCGAGAUGGUAGCCGGUUGGGGGCUGCGGUUCCCCAAUACGCGGCUGGGUCUGCUUGUGAUCGACGAGUUCCACAAUUCGUACGACGAAAAGAGCUACCGAGGGCACUCUUUUGAGGCGAUGAAGCGGAUUGCGUUUGAGCACUUUGAGCGAGUGGUUCUCGUCACCGCGACGGGGGCUCAAAACACGGCUCCAAAAGCACUGCGCACGCUGGGGUUCAGGGGCAGUGUGCACCUUGAGCACACCUGGAGCGGAGAGGGUGAGGAUUGCCGACUCAAGAACGUGCCCAUCCAGUUGCGGAACUACGUUCGCCGGCCCGCAGUGACCCACGUCUACAAGCACGCGAUGCGGCUGGAGGGAGAUGGAGUGUCUCAAGCAGCGACGUUGCUGGAGCGCCUGUUUGCGCACGAGCCCAAAGCCAAGGCCGUCCUGGUGCUGGGCAGAAAACACCAAGUGGAGCAGGCUUUCAAGGAGCUCGAGCAGAGGUUCAAUGGAGCGUAUGUCCACGGGGGACUUGACACACAAGAGAAGGUGCGGCGUGUGCACCAGUUUUUGCACGACGAGAGGCAGCAUGUGCUGAUAGGCACGAAGCUGGUGGCGGAGGGUCUCGACGUGGCAUCGCUGCGGAUGGUGCUGCUGAUCGAUUAUGAGCCUAGGGUUUCCGAGUACAUCCAGUGCGUGGGACGGGUGCGGGAGCACGGCAUAGCGAUAGCGCUGUGGAACAGCGACUCGUUCUGGAAGGACAAGAGAGACAGUGCAAUGUACAUGGACUAUACGAAGUGUCCUACGCGGCAGAUCUGCGAGUACUAUGAGCUGCGCAAGGAGGGGGAGGGGGAAGAGGGCCAUGCGGGAUGCUGUGGGAGCUUUGACAGUGUGACGGGGGAGACCAGGCGGCUGUGUGGGCAAGUGCUGUUCAAUGGGGUGGGCCAAGGGGAGGACCGCCAAGAGGGCUGUGAAGAUGGCCCCCAAAGCAAAAAACAAAAGCACCAGCCAACUAGUACGGCAGCUCCUAUUGACGACUGGGAGUUUCUCAGUAGCUCUUCCGAAGAUGGCCCGGUCGGCCUCUCCCCCAGGGGGAUACCGUCGCCCAGAGCACUUCACUGCUCAAAUCGCUCUUGCGAGAUAAGUACAAAGGGAAAGCUAGUGUGUUUGAGUUUCUUGGGUUCACUGGGCUGGAGCACCGAGACAUGACUCUCUACGGCAUCGACCAUCGCUACUUUGCUAACAUCAUCCUCUUCAGAUACAACACGGAGGAGCAGUGCGCAGGAUGCUUGCAGCCGCGCGUGUCGUGCCUCUGCUGGUCAGAGCGGCCAGAGGGACAUGAGCAGAGCCUGGGUAGUAUGGCGCAGGAAGCAAUGGCCUUUCUCAGUGGAAUCUACCCGCCAGAUCAGUACGAGGACGAGCUGCACCUGUGCAUGGAGAAAACGCUGCCCGGCUGGCUCAUUGAGUUUGCCAUGAAUCGGGACACA
Molecule: messenger RNA, 2201 nt
Organism: Lachancea dasiensis
Lineage: Eukaryota; Fungi; Ascomycota; Saccharomycetes; Saccharomycetales; Saccharomycetaceae
Source: the annotation of a GenBank genome assembly